UACUCGAACUGCGUGAUGAGGCUAUUUUGUGGUGAGUUAUGCUUCGGAGGUGGAGGACAAGCGGAUCGGCCGGAGGCUGAUGGAAGACAGCGAUGAGAAUGCCACGGAUGCCAGGACAACAUCACGUCAGUACAAGAACUGCACUGAGCCUGCUCUUCGUGAAUUCCCCAAUGACAUCUUUACAAACGAGGAAAGAAAACAUGGGGCUAUCGCUCUCCAUCUGCUCUGUACCAUGUACAUGUUCUACGCUCUGGCAAUUGUCUGCGAUGACUACUUUGUUCCAUCAUUAGACAAAAUCUGUGAGCGCCUGCACCUCAGUGAAGAUGUGGCCGGAGCUACGUUCAUGGCAGCUGGAAGCUCAGCCCCUGAGCUCUUCACCUCCAUCAUAGGAGUGUUCAUCACAAAGGGAGAUGUUGGGGUCGGAACCAUCGUGGGCUCUGCAGUGUUCAACAUUCUCUGCAUCAUUGGAGUGUGUGGGCUUUUCUCAGGAUUGGUUGUGCCAUUGACAUGGUGGUCACUGAUCAGAGAUUCCACUUACUACACCCUAUCAGUGAUGGCCCUCAUUUUGAUUAUCUAUGAUGAAAAAGUAUCUUGGUGGGAAUCUCUGGUGUUAAUAUCAAUGUAUGCCAUCUACAUUGUGAUCAUGAAGUUUAACAACGUGAUGCAGAUUUACUUUGAAAAUAAAUGGAAGAAGACUUCGGUGAACAUGGCCAAUGGGAAUGCAAACAAUACCGAAAUGGAUGACAACAGCAACUGUGAUGCAACCGUAGUCUUACUGAAGAAAGCCAACUUCUGCCGUAACUCCUCAGUGCUUAUGGUGGACGAGCUGCUUUCAGCUUAUCCACACCAGCUCUCUUUCUCCGAGGCCAGUUUAAGGAUCAUGAUAACCAGUCACUUUGGACCCAAAACCAGGCUCAGCAUGGCUAGUCGCAUGCUCAUCAAUGAGAGGCAAAGGCUAAUUAGCAGCAAGACUGUCUCCAACGGUGAACCUGAAGUUUCCAUUAAAAUACCUUCGAAACACAACAUCGAGAAUGGAACAGGACCGAGCAACUCCACUGAGAGGAAUGUCAACGGGCAGAGGAGGGAAGAGGACCGAACUGAGGUCAGCAAUGAAAGGGAGAAUGAAAACGAGAAUGAGGACAAUCAGAACAACGAGAAUGAUGAAGAGGAGGAGGAGGAGGACGAAAGCGAGGGCCCAUAUGUACCAUUCCACUUGCCAGUGGGAAUGUGGGAUGUGGUAAAGUGGGCGAUUGCAUGGCCGCUGUGCUUUCUGAUGUACUUCACGAUUCCAAACUGUGCCAAGCCUCGUUGGGAGAAAUACUUCAUGUUCACAUUUGUCUCAGCCACCUUGUGGAUUGCAGUUUUCUCGUACAUGAUGGUGUGGAUGGUCACAAUAAUUGGGUACACACUCGGAAUUCCGGAUGUUAUAAUGGGAAUCACCUUCCUGGCAGCUGGGACAAGCGUACCGGAUUGCAUGGCCAGCCUUAUAGUUGCCCGGCAAGGCAUGGGAGACAUGGCAGUGUCUAAUUCUAUAGGAAGCAAUGUCUUUGACAUCUUGAUGGGACUUGGUCUACCCUGGACUAUAAAAACAAUUGCAGUGAAUUACGGCUCAUAUUUAGCGUUGAACAGCCGGGGCCUUGUCUAUUCGGUGGGAUUGCUGCUGGCUUCUGUUUUCGUAACGGUGGUUGGUGUUCAUUUGAACAAAUGGAAACUAGACAAGAAGCUCGGGUGUAUGUCCCUGUUCCUGUACGCUGUUUUUCUGUGCUUCUCUAUCAUGACGGAGUUCAAUGUUUUCACCUUUGUGAACCUCCCCAUGUGUCGGGAGCACUGAUGUACAAUGAAGAUAACCUGGGAGCAAGCACCUUGGUAUCAGUGCAAUACAAAAAAAACAAUACAAAGAGCUGAAGGCCCCUGGCUUAUUGUUGGCUGCAUGGAGCCACUCUCACUGACAGCUUGGGACACGACAUAUUUUUGAGAGAAAAAAAAAUCACCUGUAUUGAUGUGAAACGUAUUUUUAAUGUAUUUAUGUGGAGUCAUACAUACAAACACACAGACGCACACACACACACACACACGCACACACAUAUAUACACACACAAAACUAUCUGAUUUCGUUGGCUGCUAAUCAACGUAAGGCUGGAUGAUGUACCUGCCACGUUUGUAUAUCCUCAGUUGUAACAGAAAAAAGAUAUUUUGCCCUGAGAUGGUUGAGUGGGACUGAAACAGAUUUAGUGGUAAAUUGCUUUUGAAGCGAAUAAGGUGUACCUGGAAGCAAGGGAUCAUAGUGCCCUGUGAUUUUACCUCUUACUUUCUUCCCCUCCACAUCCCCAAUCUCCAUUUCCCCACUUCGCCCUUUCCACAGAGAGCUUGAAUACCAAGAAUGUACAUAUCGACGAGAGUCACCUUAUCUUUCUGCUCACCAGCUAUUCCUACUGCUAAAAGGAAAGUGGAAUUUAAGCUCUGAGCCAUGGCCUUCAUGCAGAGUCUGAGAUGUGAAAUUUGAAAUCUCAAUACUCACUGCAGUUUGUACCCAGAUACUACUCCCUCCUGACAAGACUGAUUUUUCCGGGAGGUAUAUUUGCACGAAACUAUUUUAUUUUGUAGUUGGAACAGUUGCAUAGUCAAUGGUACAUGUGUGUAUAUUGAUGGUAUAAAAAUGUAUAUAUUGGGAAUUUUUUUUUCUUUUCAACACUGUAGAGUAUAUAAGAUAUUAUAAUUAUUAUCACAGUUUUACCCGGCUGCACGGUUUUAGAUUUGGAAAUAUUGAUUAAGGUACAAAUGGUGCAGCUGAAGAAGCAAAGAUGCUCUAGUUUUUGUUUGUACAGGUAGUUUUAAGAAUAAAGCAUGUUUAAUUUAUAUAUUUAUAAAACAGCACAGGAAGCCACUUUGCAGUUUCACAGCGCAUUUUUACAGGGAUAUUUGACAGCUCUGUGCACACCUGCAUGCUCAACCUCCCCGUCCCCCCCAACCCCCCACCCCCACUCACCCCCUUUCCAGCCCGGCCUUAGUGUACUGUCUUCUUCUGCUUAUUUUCCACUUCUUAUACGGAGAAGAAUGACCAUGAUGAAGAAGACUGUUGAGUUUGACUAUUGCUGUAGUUAAUAAAUUUGUAGAUGAAUUUGCUACAAAAUGGCUCCACCAAACUGAUUGUAGUUAGGUGUCUCGAUUUAAAUGUAACUGGUUCCUUUGUUUUUAACGUGAUUACCGAAUCCCCAAGUUAUGAUCUGAAAGGGGGUGAAUUGUUGUAUAAUGUAUCUCACCUCACCGAAGUUUACAAGCCAACACCUACUGCUACAGAACAGUGUUAAGUCAUAUUUUCAUUAAGAACGUGACUUUCUUUUUGCUCUGGAGAUACAAUGCAUCAGAAUUUAAUGCACUUCAGAUUUUUCAUAGCCAUUAGGUUUCAGAGAUUGUCACGAGUAAUGUAUAUGGAUUUACUCACCAGCUACAUGGACUGUGUUAUUGUUAUUACUCAGUCCUAUUCUCCUUGUGCUGAGAUUUCAGUAAAUACCUUUACAGCAGUCAUGUGUUUUCAUGUCUUUCCUUCGCACUCUGUCAUCAAUUCUCAGAUCAGAAUUUGAAGAACAAGUUGAUUUUUUUACAGCAAAUUCUUGACCCUUCCCACACCUCCCCAUACCCCCACCAUCACUCCUAUGCAACCUGCUCCCAACAUAGGAUCUCUGUGCAAAAGGAAAGCUUAAGAUGAAACUGUAUGGCUAGCUUGCUAGGAAAUUAAAAUGACCAACCUAUUGAACAUGUGGACUUGGUAUGUAAAAUUAAUGGCAGAAUACACCACGCUUUCGAUUUGUAUAAUUAUUUACAUCCAUCAACGAAUUGCUGCAGUAAUUUUUUUUCCAGUUCCAUAGAGCUUUACUGGUCUUGAGAAUGGCAUCUGUUGCUUUAUGUAUGUGUGUCAACUUUAGUCAGUAAACUGCAACCAGAAUUUCACCCCUGAAUUUUUGGCCAGAGUAAAUAUUUAGUGGCUGUCUUUUGCAAAAUAAAUCAACACAGUGUGAUUGCC
This is a messenger RNA of Rhincodon typus (whale shark), 4021 nucleotides long. RefSeq names its product solute carrier family 24 member 3 (gene slc24a3). The coding region runs from base 80 to 1831 and encodes 583 amino acids. Gene Ontology annotation, molecular function: calcium channel activity; calcium, potassium:sodium antiporter activity. Gene Ontology annotation, biological process: intracellular calcium ion homeostasis; calcium ion transmembrane transport. The transcript is spliced from 17 exons. Lineage: Eukaryota; Metazoa; Chordata; Chondrichthyes; Orectolobiformes; Rhincodontidae. The record is from RefSeq and is a predicted model, not a curated record. Gene Ontology annotation, cellular component: membrane.